Ceratotherium simum simum (southern white rhinoceros) is the source of this 3841-nucleotide messenger RNA. Lineage: Eukaryota; Metazoa; Chordata; Mammalia; Perissodactyla; Rhinocerotidae. The record is from RefSeq and is a predicted model, not a curated record.
CAUUUUCUGGGGCCUGGCAGGCAAUGCAUUUGCUGGAGGAGAGGGAAUGAGAGGACCUCGGAGAGACCCCCGGCCAGACCCAGGGCAGAACUAGUUUGCCAACACAUCGCAGCCAUCGCAGCUGCAGAUCCAGAAGGAGACGGGCUCAGGGCAGGACAAGCCCCAGCCAGAAGGAGUCUGAGCCAGGCCUCGAUAACAGGAGAGCAGCUGUCGUCUAUUGAGCACCUGCUACAUGCCAGGAGGAGAGCCAGAGAUGGAUGACUAUAUGGAGACGCUGAAGGAUGAGGAGGAUGCCUUGUGGGAGAAUGUGGAGUGCAACCGGCACAUGCUAAGUCGCUACAUCAACCCAGCCAAGCUCACCCCCUACCUGCGCCAGUGUAAGGUCAUUGAUGAGCAAGAUGAAGAUGAAGUGCUUAGUGCUCCCAUGCUGCCAUCCAAGAUCAACCGGGCAGGCCGAUUGUUGGACAUUCUACAUACCAAGGGGCAAAGGGGCUAUGUGGUCUUCUUGGAGAGCCUGGAAUUUUACUACCCAGAAUUGUACAAACUGGUGACUGGGAAGGAGCCCACCCGGAGAUUCUCCACCAUUGUGGUGGAGGAGGGCCACGAGGGCCUCACGCACUUCCUGAUGAACGAGGUCAUCAAGCUGCAGCAGCAGAUGAAGGCCAAGGACCUGCAGCGCUGCGAGCUGCUGGCCAAGUCGCGACAGCUGGAGGAUGAGAAGAAGCAGCUGAUGCUGAUUCGGGUGGAGCUGCAGACCUUCCAGGACCGGUACUACAAGAUGAAGGACGAGCGGGACAGCUACAACGACGAGCUGGUCAAGGUGAAGGACGACAACUACAACCUGGCCAUGCGCUACGCCCAGCUCAGCGAAGAAAAGAACAUGGCGGUCAUGAGGAGCAGAGACCUCCAGCUCGAGAUUGAUCAGCUAAAGCAUCGGUUGAAUAAGAUGGAGGAGGAAUGCAAGCUGGAGCGGAAUCAGUCGCUGAAACUGAAGAACGACAUCGAGAAUCGGCCCAAGAAGGAGCAGGUUCUGGAACUGGAGCGGGAGAAUGAGAUGCUGAAGACCAAAAUCCAGGAGCUGCAGUCCAUCAUACAGGCCGGAAAGCGCAGCCUGCCAGACUCGGACAAGGCCAUCCUGGACAUCCUGGAGCAUGACCGCAAGGAGGCCCUGGAGGACCGACAGGAGCUUGUCAACAAGAUCUACAACCUGCAGGAGGAGGUCCGCCAGGCAGAGGAGCUGCGGGACAAGUACCUGGAGGAGAAGGAAGACCUGGAGCUGAAGUGCUCCACCCUGGGGAAGGACUGCGAAAUGUACAAGCACCGCAUGAACACAGUCAUGCUGCAGCUGGAGGAGGUGGAGCGGGAGCGGGACCAGGCCUUCCAUUCCCGGGACGCAGCGCAGUCUCAGUACUCACAGUGCUUAGUCGAAAAGGAUAAGUAUAGGAAACAGAUCCGCGAGCUGGAGGAGAAGAAUGACGAGAUGAGGAUUGAGAUGGUCCGGCGGGAGGCCUGCAUCGUCAACCUGGAGAGCAAGCUCCGGCGCCUCUCCAAGGACAGCGGCAGCCUUGACCAGAGUCUGCCGAGGAACCUGCCAGUGACCAUCAUCUCUCAGAACUUUGGGGACGCCAGCCCCAGGACCAACGGUCAGGAAGCUGACGAUUCUUCAACCUCAGAGGAGUCACCGGAAGACAGCAGAUACUUCCUGCCCUACCACCCCCCCAAGCGCAGGAUGAAUCUGAAGGGCAUUCAGCUGCAGAGAGCCAAAUCCCCCAUCAGCCUGAAGCGAACAUCAGAUUUUCAAGGGAGGGGACUUGAAGAAGAAGGCAUGGACAUCAGCCCCAGCUCCUCCAGAUCCCUGCCCAUCACCAGCUCGUUCCCCAAGAUGCAGCCCCAUCGGAGCCGUUCCAGCAUCAUGUCGAUCACUGCCGAGCCCCCAGGAAAUGACUCCAUUGUCAGGCGCUAUAAGGAAGAUGCGCCUCAUCGGAGCACGAUUGAAGAAGACAACGACAGCGGUGGAUUUGAUGCCUUAGACCUCGACGAUGACAGUCACGAGCGCUACUCCUUCGGACCCCCGUCCAUCCACUCCUCCUCCUCCUCCCACCAGUCUGAGGGCCUGGACGCCUAUGACCUGGAGCAGGUCAACCUCAUGUUUAGGAAGUUCUCUCUAGAAAGACCCUUCCGGCCGUCUGUCACAUCCGUGGGGCAUGUGCGGGGUCCUGGGCCCUCGGUGCAGCACACCACGCUGAACGGCGACAGUCUCAUCUCCCAGCUCACCCUGCUCGGGGGCAACGCACGCGGGAGCUUCGUCCACUCGGUCAAGCCGGGCUCCCUGGCCGAGAAGGCAGGCCUGCACGAGGGCCAACAGCUGCUGCUGCUAGAAGGCUGCAUCAGAGGCGAGAAGCAGAGUGUCCCCUUGGAUACGUGCACAAAGGAGGAGGCGCACUGGACCAUCCAGAGGUGCAGCGGCCCCGUCACACUGCACUACAAAGUCAAUCAGGAAGGGUACCGGAAGCUGCUGAAGGACAUGGAGGAGGGCCUGAUCACAUCGGGGGAUUCCUUCUACAUCCGGCUGAACCUGAACAUCUCCAGCCAGCUGGACGCCUGCUCCAUGUCCCUGAAGUGCGACGACGUGGUACACGUCCGCGACACCAUGUACCAGGACAGGCAUGAGUGGCUGUGUGCACGGGUUGACCCUUUCACGGACCACGACCUGGACAUGGGCACCAUACCCAGCUACAGCCGAGCCCAGCAGCUCCUCCUGGUCAAGCUGCAGCGCCUGAUGCACAGGGGCAGCCGGGAGGAGGCGGACACAGCCCACCACACCCUGAGGGCUCUCCGGAACACCCUGCAGCCUGAAGAGCCGCUUUCCACCAGUGACCCCCGGGUCAGCCCCCGCCUCUCGCGAGCAAGUUUCCUUUUUGGCCAACUCCUCCAGUUCGUCAGCAGGUCCGAGAACAAGUACAAGCGGAUGAACAGCAAUGAGCGGGUGCGCAUCGUCUCAGGGAGCCCGCUGGGGAGCCUGGCCCGGUCCUCGCUAGACACCACCAAGCUCUUGACCGAGAAGCAGGAAGAGCUGGACCCCGAGAGCGACCUCAGCAAGAACCUCAGCCUGAUCCCCUACAGCCUGGUGCGCGCCUUCUACUGCGAGCGCCGCCGGCCCGUCCUCUUCACGCCCACCAUGCUGGCCAAGGCACUUGUCCAGAAGCUGCUCAACUCGGGGGGCGCGAUGGAGUUCACCAUGUGCAAGCCAGAUGUUGUCACGAGAGACGAGUUCCUCCGGAAGCAGAAGACGGAGACCAUCAUCUACUCCCGAGAGAAGAACCCCAACACUUUUGAAUGCAUUGUUCCCGCCAACAUCGAAGCUGUGGCGGCCAAGAACAAGCAUUGUCUGCUGGAGGCCGGCAUCAGCUGCACCAGGGACUUGAUCAAGUCCAGCAUCUACCCCAUCGUGCUCCUCAUCCGGGUGUCAGAGAAGAACAUCAAGAGGUUCAGGAAGAUGCUGCCCCGGCCCGAGACAGAGGAGGAGUUCCUGCGCCUGUGCCGGCAGAAGGAGAAGGAGCUGGAGGCGCUGCCGUGCCUGUACGCCACGGUGGAGGCCGACAUGUGGGGCAGUGUGGAGGAGCUGCUCCGCGUCAUCAAGGACAAGAUCGCAGAGGAGCAGCGCAAGACCGUCUGGGUGGACGAGGACCAGCUGUGAGGCGUGGGCAGCCCGGAGUCUGAGCGGGCUUGGGAGGGGUGUCCAGACCCCACCGGGCAGUGCCGUGGGGGCGAGGGGCAUUCUGCUGCCCACAGAGCCGCCCCGGCUUGGGGGCUCCAUCUGCCCAGUGUGGAGCACCCCCAG